AUGCACUUUUCCUAUUAAUCUUGGAUUACCCACAUACCAUAGGAUGUUAUAGCUUAAGAUCUCACAAAAUUAGGGACUGCCCCUAAAACAGAAAAGAAAAAGCGAGAAAUAGAAUCCCUUUUAGAAUCUCAAUAGCCAGGAAUUGAAAUUAACUAAGCAAAUUGA
Paramecium tetraurelia is the source of this 165-nucleotide messenger RNA. RefSeq lists its product as uncharacterized. NCBI's taxonomy places the organism in Eukaryota, Ciliophora, Oligohymenophorea, Peniculida, Parameciidae. The record is from RefSeq and is a predicted model, not a curated record. The transcript has a single exon.